This is a messenger RNA of Vitrella brassicaformis, 1885 nucleotides long. NCBI's taxonomy places the organism in Eukaryota, Vitrellaceae. The record is from the annotation of a GenBank genome assembly.
AUCACGUGCGACACAGAAAGCUGCGAAUUGCUCACAUCCGCGCCAUGUCGAGCCUGCGAGAAAUGAUGAAGCGCGAGAAGGCGCAGCGGCAGGCUGUCCGCCAGUCACGCACCAAGGACAAACCGCCAGCUCCGCAGACGCCUGCUGGCGUAUCAGAUGCCCCGCGUGCCGGUCCUGUCGUCCCACAGCAACCUCCAGCAGCGGCGACGGCGAAGCAAGAUGAGGCGAAGCUUCAGGCCAACCGCGUGUCAGGGGGGCUAUCGUCGAUUCUCGGGAUGGAUUGUAAGCACAGCACACCAGAAAGAGCCAUGUUGGCCGCAGUACGUAAUCCGUGAUUGCAAGCCUAACAACCUCUGUCCGUCUGUGAAUCUGUACCGUGUGUGCAUCAGAUGGCGAUGAGGCGGCUGAUGAGGAUGCGUUGGCGAUGCCUCCCCCUCCCCUCCCGCCGGCCUUCCUCGCACAACGGGCAUCAGCAGCGCCUCCAGCCCCCUCCCCACCACCACCACCAGCUCCUUCCCAGCCAGCCCCUACCGCUUCCCCUCCCGCUGUUCCCGGGGCCAUGUAUGGGCCACAGCCAGCACCCGCCGCCCCCGCUCAUGCAUCCUCCACAGGCGAUGUGCGAGUGUGGUACGAAGACGAAUACGAGAUCAUCGAGCCGGAUGCGAGUGCGCUCCAGGCGAGCAGUGGCAAGGAUGGGACUGCGGAGCCAUCAGGAGCAGCAGAUGGGGUCGGGAGCAGCCAGGGGAGGAAGCGUGAGAGGGGGGAGGGAGAGAAGGAUGAGCAGGGGGAGGGCGGCAAGAAGGCUAGGGUGGAGGACCCUGCUGCUGCUGCCUCCGAUGAGGCCGGUGUGGAUGAGUGGGAGGCCGACGAAGAGCUCGACGAUCGAGACGGUGAGCAGGGCGGGCCGCUAGGCACACUAGCACAUGCACACAAAUUGGAUGGAUGGUCAUGAUGACAUGUCCACUCUUGUCGGUUGUGUGCAGCAUACCAGCAAGAGGCCACACUUCUCCACAGCGAGCAUGAGCCCGAGACGUCGGCUGGAGAUGCUCAAAUGGACGAGAGCGAGCCCAAGGCGGGACCAGGAGCGUCUGAGUUCGUGUCGCUAGCCAUCAAGGCCAAGAAGGCCGCCAAGGCCGAGAGUCCUCUGCCGACGGGCUUCUUCGACGACCCAGAACAAGACGCAAAAGCCAGAGGUGGGUGAGUAUAGCAAGCCACGCAGGCAGCCUUCUAUGCAUCUGUCUGUCUGUCCACAUGUGGCACCAGGUCUUGAGAAGCCCUCAUGGCGCAGAGACCGAGAGCUGGAGAGCGAGUUGAAGAGGUUUGAGGCUCAGAUGGAGAUCGAGCAACAAAAGAGGGUGAACUCCUGCCUGCCUGCCUGCCUGCCUGCAUCAGCUGCUCAUGUCAUGUGUGUGUCUGUGUGCAGGAGUGGAUGCAGCACAGGUCAGACGAAGAGAAAGCGGCCGACGAUCUGGAAGAGCAAAUCUCGCUUCAAAAGUGAGCAUACACACCCACACAUUUUUACUCACAACCAGCUGGUUGAUGCAUUGCAUGCAAGCAAUGAUCAUAUCGUGAUCAUGUAUCAGGGACUACGCGAGUCGAUUCGAGCGCCUGCAGCAGCUGCGUGCCAAGCGGCGGGGCGACCCUGCACAUGCACAAGACAGCCAGCCAGACAAGCAGCAAGACAGACAGGCAGUGGCACCAGCGGCGCCACAGAGAGGGCCGGCGGUGAUGCAGCCAAGACGGGCAGACCAGGAUGAGGACGCUGACGAGGACGAUGUGGACGCCCUGCUGGACUGGCGGAAGAAACUGGUCUGAGCCAGCCAACACAUGUAUGUGGGACUGAGUUGCAUGAAUGGAUCUGUCGGCAGCGAUCUCUGACCAGCCC